Molecule: messenger RNA, 572 nt
Organism: Jatropha curcas
Lineage: Eukaryota; Viridiplantae; Streptophyta; Magnoliopsida; Malpighiales; Euphorbiaceae
Source: RefSeq, a predicted model, not a curated record
GCAAAAAUUGCAGGAAUUAUAUUUUAAUUCAUACAAUUUCCUUGGAUCUCUGAGGAUUUCAAUCAAAUCACGGGAAAGCAGACACGGAUAAAGGUGAAAUUGGAACUUGAAGGGAAAGAAAUGGGCGGAGGACGGCAGCUCGUGAAGAGAAUUCCACGAAUUAAAUUCCCACAACGACAUGCAACAUCUACAUCAACAGCAUCAGCCGAUGAAGACAUUCGUCAGAUAUCAAUGUCCAAGUCAACAGAUGUUCCGGCUCCGCCUUUUAACACUGCUGUGGGAGGCAAAGCUUCUCUUCAGCCCAAGCGCACGCCUGUCUCUGACAGAGAAAUAGAGGCUAUUCUGCUGGGCGGGUGCUUUUGAUUUCUGCAACCAACAACCUUUACGAUGGGGUGUUGCUAAUAAAAGUCAAGUGUGUGUUUUCUGAUCCUUUCAUUUUCUGUAUGAAUUGUUAAUAUUCUCCGUUUUUUGCUUUUGUGCUGUAUCUAUAAAGAUGUAAUGGAAUGGAAGAACGAGAGAACCUUGGAGAUAAUAUUUACUCUCAACUAUGAUGCCUAAGAAUUCCAAAGCUA